AUGCACAUUCUUCUGCUGGGAACACUAGAUACUAAACAUGCCGAAAUCCUAUACCUGCACCACCAGUUGAAGCAGAUCGCGUCUGGCUUGUUGCAACCACUCCAAAUCACCCUGAUUGACUGCGGCUGCUCAAACACCAUCGACGAAGCAAUCACUGUCACCCAUUCCGAUUUGAUCAAAAAAUAUGCACCUUCCAGCGCAGAGAUCCGAAAGCUCCCCCGAGGAGAGGCGGUCGAGUUGUUGAUCGGCUAUGUCACCCGCUGUGUGCAGGAUUUGUUAGAAAUCGGACCUAUCCACGGCAUCUUAGGUGCAGGCGGAAGCGGAGGCACGAGUAUAAUCUCCGCAGUGAUGAGGUCGACGCCCAUUGGUCUUCCCAAGCUCAUCGCCAGCACGGUUGCCUCAGGCAAUACCAGCCCCAUCGUCGGAGAGUGCGAUAUCACCCUGAUGUACUCUGUGGUCGACAUUGCCGGGACGAAUGGGCUCUUACGCGAUGUUCUCGAUAAUGCCGCUGGUGCUAUGUUUGGAAUGGCGUCAGCCUACCAGUGCCGUGUAUCAGCAUCCGCCGAACGUCAAGAAUCGCAAAUUCAAAAGACACGGGUUGGCAUCACCAUGUUUGGUGUCACCACUCCAUGCGUGGACCGGAUAAGAUCCCACCUGGAAGAAAACUAUCCAGUCGAGGUUUACAUAUUCCACGCUACGGGUCACGGUGGCAAAGCGAUGGAGCGUCUAGUUGAAGAAGGUCGCCUGGAUGCUAUCCUCGACGUGACAACCACCGAAAUAUGUGAUUUGGUCGCUGGCGGAACUAUGAGUUGCGAGCCCGAUCGUCUUGAAACGAUGCUGAAGAAAGGUAUCCCGACUAUCAUCUCUGUUGGAGCCACGGACAUGGUGAACUUUGGGCCAAAAGAAACGGUGCCACCUCAAUAUCAAGACCGAAAGCUGGUGGUUCAUAAUCCUACAGUCACUCUGAUGCGGACUUCACUAGAUGAAUGUCGAAAGGUUGGGGAGUUUAUCGUCGACAAAGUAAAGCGGUUUGCACAAGAUCAAAAGAGAGUCGAAGUUUGGUUUCCUCGUGGUGGCGUUAGCGUUCUGGCGACCCCAGGCUCCCCGUUUGAGGAAUCAGAGGUCGAUUCGGCCCUCGCUAAUGCUGUGAAGUCUGGGCUGAAAGACACCGAGACUCAUGUGGUAUGCGAUGACCGGGAUAUUAAUAACAGCGGGUUUGCUGUUGACAUCGCCAAUCGCCUCAUGGACAUGGUGAAGGCGAGCAACAUUUUAAUCAAUCUCUCUUCCUCCCAGUCCAGAGAGUACCAGCAACCAACAGCCUACCGCAGAAUGGCAGAGAUUCCAGAAUUCAGGAACCUGUCUCUUGAAAGACAUGGCAAUAUCUUCGUCCUGACUAUGCAGAAGCCCCCCGAGAACAAACUCAGUCAAUCAUUCUGCCAGGAAAUGAUUCAGGCCUUCCGCGCGGUGGAAAGCAUCUUGGGAUCGAACUCGGAGGGAGCAUUAAUCACACGAAGCGGCGACGAUAAAUUUUGGUGCACACUGAUUCACACGAUUCUUGACUUCUCAUUCCCGACGAUCGCCCUGCUCAACGGGCACACAUUUGGCGCUGCCUGCCUACUUGCUCUAGCUCAUGAUUUCCGAGUAAUGAAUGCACGCCGGGGCUUCAUGUGUUUACCUGUCGUGAACAUGGGUCUACACUUUGAUGGAAUCGGAACAUUACCUCGUCUCAAACUGCGUGCACCGAUUGCUCGUAAAUUGGUCCUUGAGGCCCAUCGGUGGACGGGCCCAGAGGCAAUGGAAGAUGGGAUCGUGGACACUUUGGCACAGCCCGAGGAGAUGCUCCAAGUCGCUCUCGAGAUGGGAGCCAAGUGGGCUCCCAAGGCAAAGAUGGGGGUUUAUGCGCUCUAUCGACAAGAGCUUUGGGGCGAGGCUACCAAGGCAUUCCAGGCAAUCAGUUAUGUUCAUGGGCGGCCAAUUUCAACACUUGUCAGAGCCAAGGUUUAA
Molecule: messenger RNA, 2004 nt
Organism: Penicillium olsonii
Lineage: Eukaryota; Fungi; Ascomycota; Eurotiomycetes; Eurotiales; Aspergillaceae
Source: the annotation of a GenBank genome assembly